Messenger RNA from Balaenoptera musculus (blue whale), 1129 nucleotides. RefSeq names its product transmembrane protein 167A (gene TMEM167A). The coding region runs from base 104 to 322 and encodes 72 amino acids. The record is from RefSeq and is a predicted model, not a curated record. NCBI's taxonomy places the organism in Eukaryota, Metazoa, Chordata, Mammalia, Artiodactyla, Balaenopteridae. The transcript is spliced from 4 exons. Gene Ontology annotation, biological process: protein secretion; intracellular transport.
UCCAACCAGACCGCGGAAGGAGCGAGAAAGGCAAGCCGGCCUGUACGCCUCUUCCGCCCCGGGCCCGGAAGGGUGAUGUGGCUGGGGUUUCGCCGGCCUCACUAUGUCUGCCAUUUUCAAUUUUCAGAGUCUGUUGACUGUAAUCUUGCUGCUUAUAUGUACCUGUGCUUAUAUCCGAUCCUUGGCACCCAGCCUCCUGGACAGAAAUAAAACUGGGUUGUUGGGUAUAUUUUGGAAGUGUGCCAGAAUUGGUGAACGGAAGAGUCCUUAUGUUGCAGUAUGCUGUAUUGUAAUGGCCUUCAGCAUCCUCUUCAUACAGUAGCUUGGAAAAAUGCCAGAAUUCAGUUGCAAUCAGAUUUAAAUAUGAAAAAAAAAAGGACUUAUCUGCAGAACAUAAUGGAAAGAAUGGUUAACCCUUUUAUCUCUGAACAUUGAAUGAGAUAAAUUUUCAGCUGCUGUUCUCUAUUAUUUUUGUUAUUGGACCAAUGUUCUAUAUAAAUAAUUAGGAUGUAACCAUUUAAUACUCAGAGUUUAAAUAUGUCUGUAACAAUCAACCUCAGUACUGUCACUACAAUAUUACAUUCUGCAUAUGUCAUUCUAUUGUGUCAGAUACCAGUUUUUAGUGAGGUAUCUUUAAGGCACAUAGGAGAAAACAAAAUUGGUAAAUUACUUAAGUUCCUUUCACCGUGAUUUGGAAAUGAUAAAUCUUUAUAGAAUGAGACUUUUUGGACUAGCUUUUUUAUUGAAGAAAAAAAAAGGUUCAAUUCGUGUUGAUAAGGACUGCAUUCAUAUUUAAUAAUGCUUGCUUUUCCUCUGGCCACAUCAUUUUGAGCAUUAACCAGAGUACCUCUACUGUUAGCAAACUGUAGUUUAUUACAGGUAUUUAAACUAUUUAAAACAAGCCUAUGCAGUUCUUAAGGAGGAAGAUAAAUGAGAAGUGACUUAAGAGUGCUAUUGAGAAAAAUGUUCCUAUUUAACAUAAAAGAAUUCAGAAUACCUGACUGGUGUUAUUGUCUCUGAAACCUCUGGUUAAGUAUGGAUAAAUGUCUUUAGCAUAAAUUUGACCAGCUAACUGUCGUUUUUGGAAUAAGACUACAUGCUUAGAGUAAAGAGCUAAACUGAAUGAUAA